Saccharomyces eubayanus is the source of this 2556-nucleotide messenger RNA. RefSeq names its product stress-responsive transcription factor HSF1 (gene HSF1). The transcript has a single exon. Gene Ontology annotation, biological process: regulation of DNA-templated transcription. Bases 1 to 2556 code for a protein of 851 amino acids. The record is from RefSeq and is a predicted model, not a curated record. Gene Ontology annotation, molecular function: DNA-binding transcription factor activity; sequence-specific DNA binding. NCBI's taxonomy places the organism in Eukaryota, Fungi, Ascomycota, Saccharomycetes, Saccharomycetales, Saccharomycetaceae.
AUGAACAAUAUUGCAAAUACUGGGGCGACCAAUGAGUCAAACAUCAGCGAUGCUUCCCGUAUAGAGUCUUUACCAAGCUUGAAUGAUGACGACAUUGAGAAAAUCUUGCAACCAAAUGAUAUUUUCACCAAUGAUCGUACCGAGGGGAGUACUACGUCCUCCACUGCUAUUGAAGAUAUCAUUAACCCAUCCCUGGAUCCGCAAAUUGGAGCGUCACCGGCUCCCUCUCCUUCCUUUUUCAAUGACUCAAGGAAGCCAUCCACUAGCACACAUCUAGUAAGGAGGGGCACACCAUUGGGGAUCUACCAAACCAACCUAUACAACCACAAUAACAGAGAGAAUAGCAAUUCCAAUAAUACUUUAUUGUCUUCUAAGCUACUCACGCAUCCACCGGUUCCUUACGGCCAAACCCCCAAUCUAUUGCAACAACAUUCCGUAUAUAGGGCGCCAGCUUCUAGUGGAGCUACUAACGUACAGCCCCGCCAAGCCACGAGAAGAUAUCAAUCGCACAAGUCGAGACCUGCUUUUGUCAAUAAGUUAUGGAGCAUGCUGAAUGAUGAUUCCAAUACAAAACUAAUACAGUGGGCAUUAGACGGGAAAUCUUUUAUUGUUACAAACAGAGAGGAAUUCGUUCAUGAAAUUUUACCCAAGUAUUUCAAACAUUCCAAUUUCGCUUCUUUUGUUAGGCAACUAAACAUGUAUGGAUGGCAUAAAGUUCAAGAUGUCAAGUCAGGUUCCAUUCAAAGUAGUUCAGACGACAAAUGGCAAUUUGAGAACGAAAAUUUCAUCAGGGACAGAGAAGAUUUGCUGGAAAAAAUCAUCAGACAAAAAGGUUCUUCCAAUAGUCAAACUAAUCCUAGCGGGAACGGUAACUCUAUGAAUGGGAGCGGUGUUUCAUUGGACAGUACUGCAGGUGUCAACAGCAACAACAGCAGUAACAGUUUUUUCAAUAACAGUCAUUUGUUGCAGGGAAAAACACUAAGGUUAAUGAAUGAAGCAGCCUUGGGAGAUAAGAAUGAUGUUACUGCAAUUUUGGGUGAACUAGAGCAGAUAAAGUAUAAUCAAAUUGCGAUUUCCAAAGAUUUGUUAAGAAUAAACAAAGAUAAUGAGUUGUUGUGGAAGGAGAACAUGAUGGCAAGAGAAAGACACAGAACACAACAACAAGCCCUAGAGAAAAUGUUCCGAUUUCUAACAUCCAUAGUACCACACUUGGAUCCAAAAAUGAUCAUGGAUGGGCUUGGCGAUCCAAAAACCAAUAAUGAAAACCUCAAUAGCACGAAUAAUAUCGGGCUAAAUCACGACAAUACAGGCACUAUAGAUGAACUUCAGUCCAACGACUCCUUCAUAAACGAUGACCAUAAUUCAUACAUCAACGCUGCGGCCAACUCCCGUAAUAACAUGGGCACCAAUAAUGACGUUGACAGCAACAAGAGCGGUAGCAUCAAUACUAGUAAUAGAAAGAGAAAUGUGGACGAAAGUAUCAAACACAACAACGACAUACUAAAUGACAUUAUAUUCAACACCAACCUCGCCAAUAAUCUCACAAACUACAAUUCAAGCAAUAAUGCUGGCUCACCAUUGAGACCAUACAAACAAAGAUACCUUUUGAAAAAUAGAGCAAAUUCGGCGACGUCCAGUGAAACUCCAAGCCUAGCACCAUUCGAUCUCGAAUCUAAUAAUAUUAAUGAUAAUAACAACAAUAAUAAUAACAAUAAUGGCAAAAUAUCAGAGAUUCCGUUUGACGACGAAGAUGAAGAAACAAACUUCAAGAAUUUCUCUACACGAAAUCCCACCAGUCAAGUGAACGAAAACGCCUUUGAUCCAAGCAGGUUUACGAUGCUUUCUGAUGAAGAUCUGAAGAAGGACUCGCAUGCCCAUAGCAUCGCAGAUGACAAUAAGCACAAUGAAAGCGAUCUAUUCCUGGAUAACGUACAUCGCAAUAUAGACGAACAAGAUGCGAGGCUUCAGAACUUGGAAAACAUGGUCCAUAUACUCUCGCCAGGGUAUCCUAAUAAGCCGUACAGCAAGAACCCCCCCACAGCGCACUCCAAUUCUAAUAUAGAGAUUAAUACCAAUGUCAAUAGCCCUGGUUUCAAUUUGCAGGAUUACUUAACGGGAGAAUCCAACUCUCCCAAUUCUGUUCAUUCUAUCCCUUCGAAUACUGGCGGGUCUACCCCAUUGCCCAUGCCUACUGACAACGACAACGAACACGGGAGUGCCAGUGCCAGCGCCAGUGCAGGCAGAAGCGGAAGUGGACUGACGUCUUUCCUGGCGGUAGACGACCACACCCUAAACGACAAUGAUGGCGGUGGCACCAGCGCGUCCCCCGAUAUAAAACUUGGCACCACACACAGCAGCAAAACAAGCGAUACCCUGCCAAGCUUUAAUGACCACGGUAGUCCCGCCCAGAUGGCCAGGCCUACCGAGAACGCUAAGAAGAGAUACGUGGAGGAAAUACCGGAGCCGGCUAUCGUCGAGAUCCAAGACCCGGCCGAGUACAACGACCAGCGCCAGCCCAAACGAGCCAAGAAGUCGCACACAGACCCAGGUCACUAA